AUGAAGGUUGCUGCAGUUUUUUUAUUUGGCAUAUUAUUAAGUGUCUUAACAGUCACGUUUUCGGCACCCAUUGCUGAAAAUGAACAACGACCUGAAUACUUGGAAUAUGAUACCAGCAAAUUAAACUAUCAACGGGGGCAAAGAUUAAGUGAAAAUUACUAUGCUGUGUCGCCGUGCGCCGCCGCCGCAGCAGCAGCAGGAUCGAACGGACUAGCGAGAUCAUAUACUCCAGAUGUGAUGUACCCAAGUAAUAUUGGACACAGAUAUAUUCCCAGCACUUAUGAUUAUGGAAGUCAAGGCUAUGCAGGAAAUAUGUAUCGCACUGAAGAUCAAUACAACGAUAAUCGCGAAGUGAUGAGCUAUUCGGAUAUGAAUUUUCUGGAACAAGCACCUAUGGCUAGAUCAAAUUAUGGAGUUGCCACAUCUUCACUACCCCUGAAUGCUGCGAAUCUAGCCAGUUUGAGUGGUCAACUAGUACAUCCAGUGGCACCUAUAUACGGGAUGUUCCCUAACGGAAAUGUAGGAGGAUGUAACGUACCCUUGCUUUUCAGUUGCACGCCAUCAAUUGUUCCCGGACGGAUAGUCAAGUCGGAACCUCAUAUUCCAUAUAAUUCUCCAGUGAACUCGCAACCAGAUGCUUACCGUGAUGUAUCAGAUCACUACCUUCACGCACUACAAGCAAACCACGCAGAACAAAUGGUGCACGACCAUAUAAGCCCAGUAAAGAGUGAUGUCGUACAUCUAAACGACAAACACACA
Molecule: messenger RNA, 759 nt
Organism: Brenthis ino (lesser marbled fritillary)
Lineage: Eukaryota; Metazoa; Arthropoda; Insecta; Lepidoptera; Nymphalidae
Source: the annotation of a GenBank genome assembly